GAUAUUGAUUGAAGAAUUCCUGCUUCUCUUUUAACUGUCUAAAAUUAUUAUUUGUUAUUUCAAAUUCAACAUUGACAUUGCUCAGAAAUUUCAUGACAAGGCACAAUAUGGAAGUUGCAACAUUAGGUUGCAAUUUUCUGUUUCGUGAUGAUAUUACAGGCCCUGGUAAACGUGGAUGUUGUUUUGUUACCGUAGCAACAGUUGUUAUUGUUCAUCCAAUAUGGAGGCUAGGGUUAUUGAGAAAAGUUUCGAUGAAAGUAAUUUCAAACAUCUUUAUGCUUGAAAAAUAUGAAUUCGUCCACUCUACCGCCGUUACUUAAAACAUAUCUCCCACAAUAUGAAGUGAAUAGGGAGGUUAAAGAUUCUUGCGUGGAACAUCCAGUUCCAAUUAGCGAUCAGUUUGAAGCGAUGAAUUGUCACGAAGUGAAAAAGUCGAAGAACAGAAGAGAGAAGUAUCGUAGGGACUCCAUUGAAGAUGAAGAAAGGAAUACAACUGAUGUUAACAAGAAAGCCUUUAACAUGCUUAAAAUGUGGAAUAUUGUGAAAGAUCAAGAACGCAAACGAAAACAGAAAACGCUGCACGAUCGAGUGAGACUACAGCACGAGAUGAUAAAGAAACAAGACGAGUUGAUCCUUGAAAAAAAUACACAAGAAAAAAAAGAAAACAAGAAGACGGUGUUGCCCAAAUCGCAAAAGAAAAAAUAUUCAAAAAGAAAUCAUUUGAAAAGAGAUGAAUUGUACCCCGGGAAGAAUUCGACGGCUUUAAAAAAAAAUAACGUGAAGACUUUUAAGGUAACGGUUGUCGAAGAAAAGCCUAAGGAAGAGCCGCCGAUGUUAUUAAUGGAAGAAAAACUUUCAGAAGUUUCUUCGAGAGUGGACGUUAUUUCUGAAGAUAACUUGUCAGAUUUCUUAGAAAGGUCCGCAAUAGAGGACGCGGAUUUUCACGAAUUGCGAGUGCAACCGUUACCAGUUCAACUUCAACGGUUGUUUGGCAAUGAUGCAGACGGUUUUUUGAACCCGAGUGUUAAAGAAAAACCGAGAAAACAAUUCGAUCUCUCAAUUGCAAGGCAAAAAGGUCACGAAGGUGCAGCGGCAUUAUGGGAUGCAUUAAGAGCUUAUUCUCGACAAAAACUCCUCAAUAAGGACGCAUUGAUAUUACCUGAUGUUAAGAAUGCGUACGCCUGUUUUAUCCGGGAAUGCUUAAGACGUCAUAUAACUCCGGUGAAAAGAAAUUUUGUCAGCGAAGAAGAGGCACCGGAAAUUACAAGUCUUGAAGAAAGUGAGAUGCUCAAGGACGUACGAUACCGUCGGCAUCGUCAGGAUCUUAUGUAUCGUAUAGCACACGUUAAUAAAGAUAAGACGAAGUUAUUGUUGCAAGUUACAGCAGAACCACAUUAUACAAAAAAUAUUGACGAUGAUGGUAUUCGAAGAUAUUACCCCGAGUCUGAGACAGAAAACGAAGAAUUAUCAAGUUGCAUGCAAAAAAGUAAACUCCCUCUUAUUCAAAUCAACACAUCUCAUGAAUACAUUCCCAAAUUGCCUCAUCGAAAACAGCUCCCAGUGGCUAAAGGCUUCUCAAACCUUGUGUUCUUGACAGAGCGAAAAGCGAAGUGUAAAGGAGAGUUCUCAAAACGUUUACACCGUGUUGAAAGUGAUUUGCAUUUGAAGCCUGUCAAACCUGAAAUACUAACAUCCAUGGUCAAAUCAUCUUCGCCAAUGUUCACGCAAAGGGUUUGGGAACCACUAAGUAUGCAAGCUCUAAUAGACAUGCGCGAUGGAGUAGUCAGAUCUCAGAUAGUACACAGCUCAAAAAAUACUGACUCGUUGUAGUCAUAAUUACUUUUUCAUUACCCAGUCAGAAAGAGGAUUACCUUUUUUGAAAUACAGAUAUAGCAUAAAAUGUCUUGCUGCUAAAUGUAUUUGAGUUUCUUUGAAAUCCUCAAACCAGUAACUGGGACAGCUACACGUGGCUAGCAGAAUUUUAACAACAACUUCAUGAAUAUGCCUUAAUUUCAACUGCAUUUAUUUUUCAAAUUAAAGAAUACAAAGUUACUGUAAUCGAUUACACUA
This is a messenger RNA of Xenia sp. Carnegie-2017, 2070 nucleotides long. RefSeq lists its product as uncharacterized. The transcript has 10 exons. The record is from RefSeq and is a predicted model, not a curated record. The coding region runs from base 289 to 1830 and encodes 513 amino acids. NCBI's taxonomy places the organism in Eukaryota, Metazoa, Cnidaria, Anthozoa, Malacalcyonacea, Xeniidae.